Tupaia belangeri chinensis (Chinese tree shrew) is the source of this 966-nucleotide messenger RNA. Its product is annotated as olfactory receptor 5H2-like. The record is from RefSeq and is a predicted model, not a curated record. Gene Ontology annotation, biological process: G protein-coupled receptor signaling pathway. The transcript has a single exon. The coding region runs from base 28 to 966 and encodes 312 amino acids. Gene Ontology annotation, molecular function: olfactory receptor activity; G protein-coupled receptor activity. Gene Ontology annotation, cellular component: membrane. NCBI's taxonomy places the organism in Eukaryota, Metazoa, Chordata, Mammalia, Scandentia, Tupaiidae.
UCAUUUCAGGGGACACCUAAUAAGAGCAUGGAAAAGGGAAAUGCAACAUUGUUGACUGAGUUUAUUCUCACAGGACUUACCUAUCAACCAGAGUGGAAAAUCCCCCUGUUCCUGGUGUUCUUGGUCAUAUAUCUCAUCACCAUUGUGUGGAACCUUGGUCUUAUUGCUCUCAUCUGGAAUGACCCUCACCUUCACAUCCCCAUGUACUUAUUUCUUGGGAAUUUAGCCUUUGUGGAUACUUGGAUGUCAUCCACAGUCACCCCAAAAAUCUUGGUCAACUUCUUAGCCAAGAGUAAGAUCAUAUCUAACUCUGAAUGUAUGAUACAAUUUUUUUCCUUUGCAAUCACUGUAACCACAGAAUGUUUUCUCUUGUCAGCAAUGGCAUAUGAUCGCUAUGUAGCCAUAUGCAAACCCUUACUUUAUCCGGUGAUUAUGACCAACAGACUGUGCAUCCGGCUGAUAUUCUUGUCAUUUGUGGGUGGCAUUGUUCAUGCUUCCAUUCAUGGAGGGUUCUUAUUCAGAUUAACUUUCUGCAAUUCCAACAUAAUACAUCAUUUUUAUUGUGACAUUAUUCCAUUGCUGAAAAUUACUUGUGCUGAUCCAUCUAUUAAUUUUUUAAUAAUUUUUAUAUUUGCUGGUUCAAUUCAGAUGUUUACUAUUACAACAAUUCUUGUUUCUUACUCACUUGUUCUCUUUAAUAUCUUAAAAAAGAAGUCUGUGAAGGGCAUAAGGAAGGCCUUCUCCACCUGUGGAGCCCAUCUCUUAUCUGUGUUCUUAUACUAUGGCCCUCUUUUUUUUAUGUAUGUGUUGCCUAAAUCAGCACAAGCAGAUGAUAAAGAUAUGAUAGACUCUCUAUUUUAUUUGGUCAUCAUCCCUUUGUUGAAUCCAAUUAUCUACAGUCUGAGAAAUAAACAAGUCAUAGAUUCACUGACAAGGGUAAAGAAAAAUGUUUUGAUAGCACAGUAG